CCUCCCUGCCAGCCUGGCCGCGGGAGGUCGGGCGGCGACGCCGCGCUGAGACCGUUACCCACCCACCCGCGCGCGGGGAGCACCUCGGGGAUGGACGACGGCGCCUCGGCUCACACUGCGCUUCCAGGAACCCGAAUUUGAGGGGUUUCCCCGGUUCUAAGACUAGCUGGAGAAAAUAAGGAUAUUAAAAUUCCCGUUGUCCGGAAAAGCUGAAGGAAAUUCAAUGUGAUUGAGGCCUUUCCAAGUGUUAGAAAUAAUUCCUGCAACAUGUACUUCCCGUACUCUUCAAACGUUAGCAGUCACCGUGCUACCGCACAGUUCAAUUAAUUGUUCAAACCGAAGUUUUCUCUUUAAGUGGUCUUCCUCUGACAUGAAUUUCAAAGGCAAAGUGAGAGAUUUUCUUGUUUGGAAGGCUACAUAACUUCGACAUCUAAGAGCUGAAGAUUUUACUGAUGAUUCUGAAGAUGUCAGAAAGGCAUUCCAGUCAGGCUGGAACUGGAGCAGGAAAUGAGGUGGACUCUCCUACUGUCAAUUUUAAGUACUGCAGCCUCAGAGAUUUUUGUUCCACAUCUUCCUCUCAAGAUAGUGGUUACAGUGAGUUGUUGAAAUCUUGCAGCUUGGAUAAUACAGAUAAAGAAUUUUUUGAAAACACAGGAGAAGGCCCAACAUUAAACUAUGAGCAUCCUGAAACUUCAAGUCUGGGCUUAACACAUCCUUUAGAGACCCCUACUCAAAAAAAGAGAUUUGUCUUUGCUAGGAAGGAAGUGGAUAAUGAACCCCCAGAACUGUGUGAAACUCCUAAACUCAGUAUGAAAAAAUGUUUACUGCGAAGAAGGCUGGAUAUAUCUUUUUCUCUUCUCAAGGAAGACUUUGAAUCACAAAAUAGCUCUCUAGAAAGUAGUAUAAGCCAAGUUCUCAACCUGAAGAAAAAUUUUCCAAGCUGUAUUUCUGAUUCUCCAAGGCAAAAGAAUCUUAGUGCUUUAGUUACUAGCACUUUGAAAACAGAAGAAGUGACUUCCAGCAGUCAAAAAUUGAGACUUAAUUUUUCUCAACAGAAGACUUCCACAGUUGAUGACUCCAAAGAUGACUGUAGCCUAUUUGAAGUUGAAUGUUUAUCUCCGAUUCAGGGCAAUACUUUUAAAGACUUUAUCACUCAUGACCUUAGUGAUAGUAGUCUAUGCAUUAAUGAUGAGAAUACAUAUCCUGAACUCCUGGGCUCCUCUGGUAGUGGAACAACUUGUGAAACAGAUGAGGAUAUAUUUGUGACUCCAAUAAGUAACCUCGUAGCAAACAUUAAAUUUAAGGCAAGAGAAAGACUUUCUCUAUCUGAAGUGAGAGGCAGUAUUUCAACACCUGAAGACAGUGGUUUUAACUCACUUUGCUUCGAUAAAUCAGAAGAUUCCUUCUCAGACCAGGAGAGUUCUUUUCAAGAACUCCAGAAACAUAAGGGAACUCUCAAAGGGAGGGACACCAUAAGAAAGUCAAGACGCCUGGGAAGGUUGAGAAGAUUGUCCACCCUUCGGGAGCAAGGCUCACAAUCCGAGACAGAAGAGGAAAACCAGAUCAUCCACUCAGCCUCUGAAAUAACACCAGCAGCUGCUUCAGACAUCUCAGAGAGUCAGCCCAGCAGUGGCAGUCAGAGUGGGGAUUUGAUUUUAGGUUUUAAGAAUUUCUCAAACACCCCAGCCUUGGAAUUAGUGCAUGAGCUCUUUAUGAAAAACAAAAGGAAAAGGUUCCAACACAAUAGUGCCCAUGAAUUCUUAGAAGACAGGGAUGGGGGGAAAAUAGCAGUGCUGCAGUGUGUACUUGCAGGACUAAUUGGGAAGAAAAUGGGUAUAGACAAACUGGACAUCUUAACAGAGUUAAAAUACAGAAAUUUAAAGCAUAUUCUUGCAGUGGUUUUAGACUCCUUGACUGCACAAAGCCUAUGCAGUGUUUGGAAAGUGAGCAGAAAUUGGCGUGAAAUUAUUGUUCAAGAUAGAAAAGCAAAUCAGAGGAGGAAAUUUUAUAUCACACAACUGAAAACAGACUCUGAGCAAGCUAUAUUAAAUGUGCAGGAUGCUGCCACUCGGCUUCAUCUUUUAAAUCGAUCAGCUUUAAGAUCUGUACAAGCUCAGGCUAGGACACCAGGUUCUCAGAAAGAACAAGGUUCAACAUUGUCCCCUUGGGGUGAAGUUUUGACACCUAUAGCAAGCUCUUCAGUUACUCACUCACAUAGUAAACAGGAAGAAUAUGUUAAGGUUGCCAAAACACUUUUUAAUGAUGAAGCAUUAAAACCUUGCCCAAGGUGCCAAUCCCCUGCUAAGUACCAGCCAUAUAAGAAAAGGGGGCUGUGCAGCCGCAUGGCCUGUGGUUUUGACUUUUGCGUGUUGUGUCUGUGUGCUUAUCACGGGUCAGAAGAAUGUAGUCAAGGAGCAGCAGGUCCAAGAAAUAGAAAGGAUGCUCUUCCAGGAAGUGCCCAGAGUAAGCGGAAUUUAAAGCGCCUCUAAAGAGACUUUCUGUAUAAAAGAAGCAUUCCCCCAAGCAAUGUUUAGUCUGACUUAAAAUUAUGAAUAUUUUAAAAGCAUGCAAAUUUUCCAUUAAUGACAGAUGAUGAUUUGCUUCCUAUUUUGUAUAUAUUAUAACCCAUGUUAUUAUAUGUUUUCUUUAAGGUGGUGAAUUUUGAAAUAAUUUUACUUGACUGUGUCACCUUUACCCAUUUUAAUAACUUAAUGUUUUUAAAUAAAGAAUUUUCAAUGUUAGCACAUAUAUGUAUUUAACCAUUUCAUGUAAUAUUUAAGAAUUGUGCAUUUCAUCAGUAUGUGUUGAAAUUUUCUUCAAUCACUUUUUAAAAGUAGUUUUUCAAAUAAUAUUUACAAUUUUGAACUUGAGAUAAAUGGUCUUAUAGAUUUAGAAAAUGAGUAUUUGAAAUGAAGUACAAAUAAAAUGUUUUUAG
Molecule: messenger RNA, 2935 nt
Organism: Phyllostomus discolor (pale spear-nosed bat)
Lineage: Eukaryota; Metazoa; Chordata; Mammalia; Chiroptera; Phyllostomidae
Gene: FBXO43
Product: F-box protein 43
Exons: 5
Coding region: 453-2489 (678 amino acids)
Biological process (GO): negative regulation of meiotic nuclear division; regulation of mitotic nuclear division
Cellular component (GO): nucleus
Molecular function (GO): zinc ion binding
Source: RefSeq, a predicted model, not a curated record